GGAUUAUGCAUUGUCUUGUGCCCUAAUGAAACCAUGAGAUCCAGGCAGCAGAUGAAGUAACUGGAGUUAUCAGAGGGAGGGAGUAACAUAUAAACCCCUCCUUACUGCUUAUGCAUAAAUAACGCUCAGGUUACAGUACUCAGUACACACCUUCAGCAGUCAUAAACAAUGCCAGGUCUAACAAACAAGCUUCGACACGGUACCAAUAUGUUGAUGAGUCUGUGACAUACAUCUACAAGGAUUCUUCCAAAAUCUAGUAUAUUUCUGUUUGAAGUGACUAAAAUUUCAAACAUCACUGAUGUAAAGAUGGUGGUUUUACUACGGAAACUUCGAUGCUACAUGACCGCACUCCUGAGCUCCAUUAUCAUCGUGUUACUUCUGUACUUUCAAAACUCGGUGUUGGUUUUCACCGACGAUUCUUACGGUUUCAUCUCCAAGAAAGUGCAGUGUGCUUGCAGUAUCUGUGUGACCGACCGAGGAAAUAGUCACUGGUUUAGUGAGCGAUACGAUAACAAAGUACCACUUCUUCUUAACAGCACCAACAGUGUAUUAAGAGCAAAUGUCUCCAGGUGGUGGAAGGAGCUACAAUCAAACGCCGGUAACUACACAGAGGUGGUGCAUCAGCUGUUUCCUCUCUUCCCUGAUAAAGAGCACUACUCAGACGCCGGUCCAGAUCGCUGCAGAACCUGUGCUGUGGUGGGAAACUCUGGGAACCUGCUGGGAUCCAAUUAUGGGCCUCUCAUAGAUUUCCAUGACUUUGUCAUCAGAAUAAAUAAAGGCCUGACAGAAGGUUAUGAGAAGGACGUGGGGUCAAAGACGACUCACCGGAUUGUGUAUCCUGAGAGCGCCGUGGACUUGGACAACUCCACCCAUCUGGUGCUUCUUCCCAUUAAGAUUCUGGACAUUCAGUGGCUCAUCAGUGCCUUCACCACUAAAAACAUCACACAAACUUACAGAAAAGUGCCAUCUACAAUUAAAGCAAAUAAGGACAAGGUGAUGAUCCUCCACCCAGAAUUCAUAAGAUACGUCUAUGAUAAUUGGGCAGAAGGGCAUGGCAGAUAUCCAUCCACUGGUUUCUUAACACUGAUAUUUGCUCUUCACAUCUGUGAUGAGGUGAAUGUAUUUGGGUUUGGAGCUACGAGUGGUGGAAUCUGGCAUCAUUAUUUUGAAAAAAUCUUGACUUCAUAUGAGACCGGUGUUCAUGCUGGAAAAUUUGAAAAUGAAAUAAUCAAUCGGCUCCAACAGGAAAACAAGAUUCUGAUGCACAAAGGUUGGACAUGAAGUAGAAACACUAGUACUGCACAAUAUUGCAUUGCAAUAUUGAAUAUUGAAUUUUUCAGAUGUACAGCAAAGACUUUUAUUUGAGAUCAUCGAGAUAUCAACUUUUAUUAAGUCUUUCAUUUCAACUACUCAAGAGGCACCAAAUGAAAUAAUGCCAUAGGCUGCUUAAUUUUUUUCUUUUGUUGAGCCUGUCAGGAUGUUCAAACACCACAGAGUCACAGUGUUUAUACUUUUCUGGCAAAUCAAUCCAUGACAAUUUUCACAAGAGUAAAUGGCAUUGCGUUUAUGGAUUUGAUUACAUGUUAUUCACUUAAAAUAAAUUAUUUAUUGAUUCUCCCUAAUUCUUUUUUCUCUCUCUUUUUUUUACUUGUCCUAAAUGUGAAAUGACUACAAAAUGUACAAAUGUUUCAGAGAAAAAAAUGUCUUGGAUCAUUUACAGGAAAAAAUAAACAUGGAGUGAAGAUAUGCUGCACAUAUGGCAAGUGUAUAGACAAACUGCACGUGGCACAAAUUAGUCACCAUGACUAUGCCAUACUGUCUUAAAAACACUAUCAUUGUAAAAUAAAAAAAAUAAAAAAUCAUAAAGAAACGGUCAAAUGACUGCCAGCUAAAGCUACCAAACAAAAACCCUAAAAUUACAAUAAAAUACCUUAAUUGAAAUAAAGUGCAAAAACAAUUUUACAGAAAUUUUCAUUAAAGGUUUUACAGGGAAAAAAAACUUUUGACAGAUUUUUCCUUGUUUCAAUUAUGAUAUUUUACUUUAAUUUUACAGUUUUUGUUUGGCAACUGUAGCUGCCAGUCAUUCUACCAUUUUUUUACAGGACUUUUUUUACAGUGUAAAACCCUUAUUUUACAGAUUUUUCCUGGAUUAUUACAAUGAAAGCACUAAAUGUUCUAGAGAAACACUGUUAUUUUACCAAUCAUUACAAUCAAAAACCUUCAAUAAAGUGUCAAAGCAUGCUCAAGAUGGAAAAUUCAGUUUUAUUUAGAAGACAAAAUACAAAGUCUGUACAAAUGCCAUAUGAAAUUAAAAUUUUACAUUUUAGUUUUUUAGUUUUUUUUUUAAGAAAUACAGCACAAUUACAUUUAAAAUACAGUACUGGUGAAGAACAUAGAACAGUUCCAUAAAAAUGUUGAAUUAAAUAUAUUCAACUUAAAGGACAAGUUCACUUCCAGAAUAAAUAUUCCCUGAUAAUUUACUCACCCCCAUGUAAUCCAAGACAUUC
Molecule: messenger RNA, 2507 nt
Organism: Onychostoma macrolepis
Lineage: Eukaryota; Metazoa; Chordata; Actinopteri; Cypriniformes; Cyprinidae
Product: CMP-N-acetylneuraminate-beta-galactosamide-alpha-2,3-sialyltransferase 1-like
Exons: 7
Coding region: 307-1281 (324 amino acids)
Molecular function (GO): beta-galactoside (CMP) alpha-2,3-sialyltransferase activity
Source: RefSeq, a predicted model, not a curated record